GAUCCGGCCAGGCAGACAAAAGUUUGGAGAAGUUGGGUCGGUGCGAGUGAGAGCCAGGGGGGCGGGCCGGGUCGGGCCGGCGGGCGGUGGCGCGAGCGGACGCGUGGACAGACCUGAGGAGGACAGCCGCUACUGUGGGCCUUGCCAGCCGCGCGCGGACCCUCUCGCUGGGGCAUGCUUCGGGAUCGCGGGCGCCCGGCACCUGGGCCGCUCGCUGAGCCCCCGUGAGUGGCUUGCAUCCCAGGAAUCCGAGCCCCGGGGAACCCGAGCCCGGCCUCUGGCCGAAACACUGCAGCGUGCCGGGCAAGGAGGGGGCUGCAGGCCCCAGAUCCGCGGGCAUGGAGCGGUUAGGGGAGAAAGCCAGUCGUCUGCUAGAAAAGUUGAGACUCUCGGACUCCGGCAGCGCCAAGUUCGGCCGCAGAAAGGGCGAAGCGAGCCGGUCUGGGUCUGAUGGGACUCCCGGAGCGGGCAAGGGACGCCUGAGUGCGUUGGGGGGACCUAGGAAAUCAGGACACCGAGGAGCGAAUGGGGGGCCUGGGGACGAACCUUUGGAACCGGCCAGGGAGCAAGGGCCCCUGGACGCCGAGCGGAACGCACGCGGCUCCUUUGAAGCGCAGCGCUUCGAAGGGUCCUUUCCCGGGGGGCCGCCGCCCACUCGAGCCUUGCCUCUGCCUCUGUCGUCGCCUCCUGAUUUUCGGCUGGAGACCACGGCUCCAGCCCUUAGCCCUCGCUCCAGCUUCGCCAGUAGCUCGGCCAGCGAUGCAAGCAAGCCAUCCAGCCCCCGGGGCAGCCUGCUGCUGGACGGAGCGGGGGCCGGCGGAGCCGGAGGUAGCCGGCCGUGCAGCAAUCGGACCAGCGGCAUCAGCAUGGGCUACGACCAGCGCCACGGGAGCCCGCUGCCCGCGGGGCCCUGCCUGUUCGGCCUCCCCCUGACCACUGCUCCUGCGGGCUACUCCUCCGGAGGGGUUCCGUCCGCCUACCCGGAGCUCCACGCUGCCCUCGACCGACUAUGCGCCCAUCGGCCCGUGGGGUUCGGCUGCCAGGAGAGCCGUCACUCGUACCCCCCGGCCCUGGGCAGCCCGGGAGCUAUAACCGGAGCCGUGGUGGGAACAGCGGGUCCUUUGGAGAGACGUGGGGCGCAACCCGGACGACACUCGGUGACGGGCUACGGGGACUGCGCCGCGGGGGCCCGUUACCAGGACGAGCUAACAGCAUUGCUGCGCUUGACGGUGGCUACCGGUGGGCGAGAAGCCGGUGCCCGCGGGGAACCCUCGGGGAUUGAACCGUCGGGUCUGGAGGAGUCUCCUGGUCCCUUCGUUCCAGAGGCCUCCCGAUCCCGGAUACGGGAGCCAGAGGCCAGAGAAGAUUACUUUGGCACCUGUAUCAAGUGCAACAAAGGUAUCUAUGGGCAGAGCAAUGCCUGCCAGGCCCUGGACAGCCUCUACCACACCCAGUGCUUUGUCUGCUGCUCCUGUGGACGAACUUUGAGGUGCAAGGCUUUCUACAGCGUUAACGGCUCUGUCUACUGUGAGGAAGAUUAUCUGUUUUCAGGGUUUCAGGAGGCAGCUGAGAAGUGCUGUGUCUGUGGCCACUUGAUUCUAGAGAAGAUCCUGCAGGCCAUGGGGAAGUCCUAUCACCCGGGCUGCUUCCGAUGCAUCGUUUGUAACAAGUGUCUGGAUGGUGUCCCCUUCACUGUGGACUUCUCUAACCAGGUGUACUGUGUUACCGACUACCACAAAAAUUAUGCCCCGAAAUGUGCAGCCUGUGGACAGCCCAUCCUCCCCUCAGAGGGCUGUGAGGACAUUGUGAGGGUGAUAUCCAUGGACCGUGAUUACCACUUUGAGUGCUACCACUGUGAGGACUGCCGCAUGCAGCUGAGUGACGAGGAAGGUUGCUGCUGUUUCCCUCUUGACGGACAUUUGCUCUGCCACGGCUGUCACAUGCAACGCCUCAGUGCCCGACAGCCCCCUACCAACUAUAUCUGAGCUGUAGUUACUGCUGCCGCCACCACGGUUGAGAAACUCUCUGGCCAGCGGAGGCAAGGAGUGUACUCUGCAAUCCUUGUGACGAGGUCUCUGGGGAGGCCCCGAAGGCCAGAGACCCAAAGAUCCUAACAUUCCAAAUGGGCUGUGGAGGAGGAACUCUCUGGUUGCCGGGAGGGUUGAUUGGCCUUCUUUAAUGCGCAGCCUGUGCUACAGCAGCUUCGAUGUAGCACACAUGGGAGGGUUUCAGUACUUCCUGAACAUCAGAUUAUAAUGUAUUUUCCCAGUGUAUGUUUCUGUAUAAGUCAAACGAUGUUCCGGUGCUGGGUCACAUGAGAGGGCAUCACAGAAACCUGCCCCCAGUCUGUUGUACCCUAGGCAUGGGGUCAGCGGGGCCUUUCCCACAGUAUCCUAUCUUUGUCUGCGAGAAGGGCUGGAAGCCUUGGACUUCGUGGUGAGUCAUUUCUUGGCCGUCUCCCUAAGGACUAGAGAGCUCCCCGUCUGUCUGCUGGGACUGGGACCAGUUCUGGGAGGGCAGUGGGGGGAGACCUUACUGCCUGUGUUGCCUGUUUCUCAGGGACCUGGGGAGGCUAACUAGGGCCUGUCCCUGGUUGCUGUUUUGCUCUGCUGGGGGAAAUAAUGAGCAGGUUUCUGGGUGUGAAACUUGCCGCGUGAGUAGGAUGUCCCUGAAGCUUCAGGCUAGCCCCACUCCCCCGGUUUAAGUGCACUGAGCCCUGUAGCCCAGCAUAUGUGGAUACAUUGUAUCCAUGUGUGCCUGUGCACCUCCCUACCUACUCCUCUUUUCUCAGGUGACUUACAUUUAGUUCCCUAGCAGUAGCCUAUCUUUUUGAGACCCACUUUUUUAAAAGGAUCCUGCAUUGGAUCUGAUCUGUUACAACCCCACAACUCAAGGCUUUGGGAAAGCUGACGAGAAGAAAAAUUGGUUGACUUGGUUCUAGCCACUUGGCUGAAACUUGAAUUCACCUUAAGCCAGAUGUCUUAAAGCCAGGUCACUUGCUGGCUGGAAGUUAGGUUCAUUUGAUAACCAGGUUGCCAAGAGUUCCAGCCCCUAUUGAGUGUUCUUAUAGCUGCCUACAGGUUCUGUUCUUUUCAUUACACUAAACAUUCAAUGAUUUCUGCCUGUUCAUCGAGUAUUUCAGAGUUAUUAGCAACUACAUUUAUCAACUUUGUGGCACUUUGUGAUACAAAUGCUCCCUGCCUCCUUGGGUGUCUUCCUACGCCAUUACUUCUCUGACACUUAAGAAAGAAAAAGUUGAAAUUCUAGCAAUAAAUACAAUUGAUUCAGA
This is a messenger RNA of Mastomys coucha (southern multimammate mouse), 3289 nucleotides long. It is a transcript of the gene Ajuba, whose product is annotated as ajuba LIM protein. The record is from RefSeq and is a predicted model, not a curated record. Gene Ontology annotation, molecular function: transcription corepressor activity. Bases 339 to 1985 code for a protein of 548 amino acids. The transcript has 8 exons. Lineage: Eukaryota; Metazoa; Chordata; Mammalia; Rodentia; Muridae. Gene Ontology annotation, biological process: cytoskeleton organization; response to hypoxia; positive regulation of miRNA-mediated gene silencing. Gene Ontology annotation, cellular component: nucleus; adherens junction; transcription regulator complex.